Molecule: messenger RNA, 5861 nt
Organism: Xyrauchen texanus (razorback sucker)
Lineage: Eukaryota; Metazoa; Chordata; Actinopteri; Cypriniformes; Catostomidae
Gene: fgd6
Product: FYVE, RhoGEF and PH domain containing 6
Exons: 21
Coding region: 221-4033 (1270 amino acids)
Cellular component (GO): cytoplasm
Molecular function (GO): metal ion binding; guanyl-nucleotide exchange factor activity
Source: RefSeq, a predicted model, not a curated record
UCCAGGCAGCUUUACAAAAGCGGUGGUAAAACUUUGGAAAGCAUGGAUCUCAUUCCGAAUCAUUAGCAAUACAAAGACUUUGGAUUAUAUUUUUAAGGUAGCAAGUUGCCCUUCUUUUGGGGGAAUUUGCAAUGGCUCCUGCUAGAGGAGAAGAUCCGAGUCUAAAGGAACUUUGCUGAAAGCAGCUCAUUCAUGGAGUAAAGGGAGUCGUUUGGGGAUCAUGAGUACAGGAAUGAAGAAACCGCCGGUUGCCCCCAAACCCAAGCUGGUUCAACCACAGAAACCAUCUCCUCCCCCUAUCGCCCCAAAACCUGAGAUUUUGCUGCCCUCACCUUCUGCGAUAAAGAGAGGAAAACCUGCUGUUGCCCCCAAACCAUGCCUCACCAAAGUCAACCCUCUGGUUUCUCAGAAGCCUCUCCAGACAAGGCAAGAUCCAUACCAUACCCAGCAUCCUGCUGUCUCCAAAAACGGGGGUCCCGCUGUACUCCCCAUACCCCUAUCACAUUACAUUAUACCUCCCUGCCCUCAAGGUCAUCACCUUGGCAACAGCAAAUCAGAGGGUUCAAAGGAAAUAAGUGGAACAGCAGAGGUAGGUGUUGUCAAAGAGGGCGAGAGCCCAAAAGAACAGCUGUUCUACAAUGACACGUGGGAACAUGCUGCCCAUCCCGAAUGGGAACAAAUACAUACUCCCACAGACUCAUUUCACACUGACAUAGAGAAAGGGGAAGAAACACAUACUCCUACACCAGAAAAGGACCAAGCAGGUACAGGAAUACAAACUUUAGAAGGCAUUAAGCAUAAACAACAUAGCCUUGUUGAACCCCUUCAAAAACAAGACCAGUUUGUGGAGCAGAACAAGACCGGGAGUUCCGUUGCUAGCUCCUGCUCCAGUGGAAUUGUUGGCAUUUGUGUCCCAGCACCACCUAGCAAGCCACUCCCUGUACCUCACCCGCGACGCCCUCGGAGGGCACUUCUUAGGCAGAAAGUUGUGGAAAUUGCACCCUCGGGGGAUACUCAAGCAGAUACACUUGCAGAAAUUUCUGAACGACUUCAAACAGGUACAUCACUGGAAAAUCCUGCCAACACUUCAACAACAUGUUACACCCACACGGACGCACCCCUAAAUACAUGUUCCCCUAAAGAGGACACGGAAAACACGGGCACUGACUCUUCUCAUAACAUGGAUCCUUUGCACACUAUAGACUCUUCUCUCAGUACACAAACUGAAGACACGCCUUCUCACCUAGACUCCACCCAUUAUUCCACUCCGACAAAUGGCGUGACUCUAGCUUACCUGCACACAAAUGAGGAGGAGUCGUCACAACCUCCAGCCCCACCCCCUCGACAUAAGUCCCUCCCACAAAUGGCCUUAUCGUCUGUGGAUAGUCUACCUUUGCAUUGUCACUUGGAGCCUCACAGUUCUGAGAUUAAGACCUGUGAGGAUGAGGAAGACGAUGACGAAGAUGCCGGAGCAUAUGGAGAUUUUGCUCAAUACCCAAUAACCCGGAGUCUUCCAAAACAGAUUAAGCUCAGCUGUGGAACACAAAUUGAGGCAAUAACCAAGACACCUUCAGAUGGGGAGGAGAGGUCUCCGAAGGUCAUGCCCAAGAAGCCCCAACGGAAUAGCCUUCCCGCAUCCACUUUGUUGCGGAAGCAAAUAACCCCUCCGCAAACGCAUAUGCCUCCUCCACUCCCCCAAUCCAGCCCUCCUGUAUUCAGAGAUCUCCCCGCACCUCCUCAGGAGAAACCAUCGUGGCGGGUUGCCCUGCCUAGCAUUCCUCUCUUUAGCAGAAACCAACCGACUCGCAGUAACAGCCAACCAAAAGCUGGAGGUGUGGGACCUGUAUUCGUCAAACAGAGGGCAAAGUCAUUUUCCUCAGCUGAUCUUCAGCGAGUGGACAAUGGUUCCGGAUCUACUGAGCCAUUGGUGCGAUCCGAACAAGGACGUCGUAGUUUGCGAAAACUUUUAGAACUGCGCGUGUGUGCGCGCUUGCUUCCGAAGUUGCUUCGCAGUGGACAGUCCCUGGAUUGCACUCGGGCUGAUGCAGAGUACGAGGACCAUAAGGACACACCCUCUAACCAGGUCGCACCUAGCGAUGGGGAAGUAGCUCAGGGUGAUAGUGAGGCGGACAGGGAGUUUGAAUAUGAUAAUGUAUAUGAGAGGAUUCCAAAGUACAUGAACCUGCCAUGGGUUUACUCCAACCAGGACUCCGAUACAGGAGUAUAUGAGGAACAGGAACCAUGCGAGGUGAACAGAUGUUCGGGGAGCUGUGAUCUGUCAGAGGAUGGUUUGAGCUCUAAUGAGGAAGAGGAUAACAGCUCUAACUCCAGCAAUGAGGAAAUGAGCCAAUCAAAAGAUAAAGAGGAGAUAGAGAGGGCAAAGAAGAACAAGGUGGUCCACAUCGCCAUGGAGAUCAUGAGCUCAGAGAAAGUAUUUGUGGAUGUUCUAAAGCUGCUUCACAUUGAUUUCCGGGAUGCGGUUGCCAAAGCAACUCGUGCUAGCGGGAAGCCAUUAUUGGAGGAGAAGGUGUUGAAUCAGAUCUUGUACUAUCUGCCUCAACUUUACGAACUUAAUAAAGACCUGCUGAAAGAACUGGAGGAGAGAGUAGCCCACUGGUCUGAUCACCAGAGGUUGGCGGAUAUCUUCGUUCAGAAGGGUCCAUACUUGAAGAUGUACUCCACCUAUAUACGAGAGUUUGACCAUAACGUGGCUCUGCUGGAUGAACAGUUCCGCAAAAAUCCUCCUUUUGCCAACGUUGUACGUCAGUUUGAGAUGAGUCCUCGCUGUGCUAGUCUGGCAUUGAAACAUUACCUGCUGAAACCAGUGCAGAGGAUCCCUCAAUACCAACUCCUGCUUACAGAUUACUUGAAGAACCUUCCUGAGGAUUCGUCUGACUACAAAGACACACAAACUGCUCUUGGUGUGGUGAAGGAAGUUGCUAACCAUGCAAACGACAUUAUGAAACAAGGGGAUAACUUUCAGAAACUGAUGCAGGUUCAGUACAGUCUCAACGGUCAUCAUGAAAUUGUGCAGCCUGGCAGGGUUUUCUUAAAGGAGGGAACCCUGAUGAAACUCUCCAGGAAAGUUAUGCAGCCGAGAAUGUUUUUCCUGUUUAAUGAUAUUCUGCUGUAUACGACACCAGUGCAGUCUGGCCAGUAUAAAGUCAACAGCAUGCUCUCUCUGGCUGGUAUGAAGGUGAGCAAGCCGAGUCAGGAGGCUUAUCAGAAUGAGUUAAACAUUGAGAGUGUGGAGCGCUCCUUCAUACUGUCUGCAAAUUCAGCCACAGAGAGAGAUGAAUGGUUGGAAGCCAUCGCUAAAGCAAUAGAUGACUUCACCAGAAAAAAGAUUUCAUUCUUCUCCAGCAAAAGCCAAGAGUUGGAGGGAACUUCUGACGAUGGUCUUCCGCUUGGCUCUAAAGCUCCAAUCUGGAUCCCAGAUUUGCGGGCGACCAUGUGUAUGAUUUGCACCUGUGAGUUCACGCUUACCUGGAGACGUCACCAUUGCCGUGCCUGUGGAAAGGUGGUGUGCCAGGCUUGUUCCUCUAAUAAAUAUUACCUGGAAUACCUGAAGAAUCAGCUGGCACGAGUGUGUGAUCACUGCUAUAUUAAACUACAGCACAAGGGUGACCAAUCCAAUGUAACUGUUUCACCUAGUGGGCGGAGCUCCACAUUUGCAUUUUCUAGAAAACAGAAGAAGAUUCCUUCAGCACUGAAAGAGGUGUCAGCCAACACUGAAAACUCUUCUAUGAGUGGAUACCUACAAAGAUCCAAAGGUCAGAAGAAGCCCUGGAAGAGACUGUGGUUUGUUAUCAAGAACAAAGUUCUCUACACGUAUGCUGCUAGCGAAGACGUUGCAGCGUUGGAGAGUCAGCCGCUGCUGGGCUUUUUCCUCAGAGAGGAGAAGACUGGGCCGGCUCAAAAACUACAGUUUAAACUUUACCAUAAAAACACUCUCCACUACAUCUUCAGAGCUGAGGAUAUCCCCACCGCUCAGAGGUGGAUCGAGGCAUUUCAAGAGGCCAUGAUACUUUGACUGGUCUGGAUUGAAUUAAAUACUUUUUAAAAGUUGCUCAUCUGGGUUUGUGGACACAGGCAGUGAGUCAAGAAGCCACAAAUCAAUUCCAGUGUGAUGCAAUGGAUGCGGGUAGAUGUAGUUUAUACAGUUUAUCUAUCAUAAGCAACCUAAUGAAGGUAAAAUGACAAUGAGAGGCUGUUUAAUCAGACUGCCUCUACUGUAUUUUAAAAAUGUGAGGUAUUAAUCCAUAGUUAUUAAUGUAAUGUUUUGUAACACUGCCUCUGUGUGCCAUGUCCUUUUGGUGCUUAAUGUUAUCAUGAAACCAGCACAAAAAGCGAACAGGUCCUCAAAGUUCAGAAUCUGACUGGAUUUUGUGAGCUCUAAAUAUUGAAGCUUUUAUUGACUCCUGAUCUUGAAGUUUACCUACAAACCAUUUUUAAAAUCGAUAUAUAGAACACUAGAGUUUGACAUGAUACAUACUGUAACUACAGACACUUUGAACAUAAUUGGAGGCAUAAUUUUUUGCCUGAUGGGGAAAACUGUAAAUGUGGUCACAGGUGUCCUUCAUAGUUGAGUCUGAAAGUGCAUGGGCAAGUAUGACACGAGGAAUGGAGAUUUUAGGUUCAACUGUGAAAGUUGGGAGAAAGAAGGCUUAAAAUAAUUGGGCCUCAUUCAAGAAACCAGCAGAAGGAAUUUGUGCAAAUUGUUGAUAAAUCCAUUUUUACUUACAUUAUCGCAUUCAAUUACGACAAAAAACAAAUUUUCGUAAAUUGCCUCAUUGAAUGGGUAAAUCAUUCGCAAAACCAUUCUUACUAAAAUGUCACAUUAAGGGCCUUUUUCAUGAAAUGCAAGCAGAACGAGUUUGUGCAAAUCUUAAACUUGUCUAAGAAUUGUUUAAUGAAUGAUUGAUGUAAAGUUUUGCGUAAGAAUGGUUUAAUGACUAUUUACACAAAGGUUUACCUUAGAUUUGUUGGUUGAACGAUUUAAACAGAAAUUCGUUCUGCUUGUGUUUGGUGUUUGCCUUUUUAUUAAGAAUCUUUUUAAUGAUCUUAUUUUUUUUAUAAAACUCCUUUGUACAAAGUAGGCCUUUUAACUGAUGUUUUAAACCUUAUACUGGACCGAACUGGAAGUGUACAUAUUCUGUAAAUGGUAAUAUAAUGCAGGUGUAUUUAAAAUAGUUCCGGAUGUUUAGUGGCCUUCAUGAUUUACGGAUAGGAGAGACACCGUGCCAGGCUGGCUCACUGACUUAGUACUGUUUUUAACUUUUUCUAUAGCACAUUAUAGCACAUCGGCUGUGAACACCAAAAUAAAAGCUAGUGCUCUUAUCAGGAAAAGAUAUAACACACGUUUUCACUCUUUAAUUAUUCUAAAGCACCUUGUUCAGGAUCACAUCUCCUAACACUUUGACAACAGGAAUGAACUGAUGAUUAUAUUCACUGCAGUUUUCUCUAAGGUCCUCUGAGCACAGCAAGCCACUGAUCUUUUUUCACUGUUUAAAGUCAACACAUCCAAGAAAUGUUUUCCAUUGCUAUGGUUCCAUAUGGUCACUUUUGUGUGUUGGAUGUUUGUUUACAUUUGUUUUUUGAGUGUUUCGAUUUUGGCAAACAUUACAUACACUGUUAUGUCAAAAAAGUUAUUCCUUUUGUUUGUACCAUGUUUUAAGUGUUCCACUCUAAAGAUAAAUGUAUGUUUCUGGUCAUCAUGGCACUGGUUGUUCAUUGUUGCAUCCCAAAGUUGAAAUUGUGUAGAUCACAAAAUGUUUUACAUCCUAAAUUAAUCUGUUAGCAUCUAAGGAUUUCAAGGGAGUAGGCCAACGUAAAUGUAAAGUGCAAAUAAAUGUUAAUAA